Thlaspi arvense is the source of this 429-nucleotide messenger RNA. NCBI's taxonomy places the organism in Eukaryota, Viridiplantae, Streptophyta, Magnoliopsida, Brassicales, Brassicaceae. The record is from the annotation of a GenBank genome assembly.
AUGGCAGAGGCACUGCGAUAUCCUACCUGGGCUCCGCCUCCGUCCUCCUCGGCCCCCGGCGCCAACUCCGCGGCCACCUGCUGGAACGGCCCUGGCGACGGCGUUGAAUCGAUCAAAAUUGGAACGAGCGCGAAGAAACUGGUGGCGGAGAACGCGGUGAUUGUGUUCGGUCGAAGCGGGUGUUGCAUGUGCCACGUGGUGAGGCGACUGCUGCUGGGGCAUGGCGUCAACCCUCCGGUGGUGGAGGUGGAGGAGGCUGAGGAGGCGGCCAUCGUCGACGAGCUCUCGAAGAUUUCCGGCGAAGCGCUGCAGUUUCCGGCAGUGUUCGUGGGCGAAAGCAUUUCGGAGGGCUGGAGAAAGUCAUGGCUACUCAUAUUUUCCGGCGAAUUAGUUCCCAUAUUGAAAGAGGCCGGAGCUCUGUGGCUUUGA